This is a messenger RNA of Rhodofomes roseus, 1944 nucleotides long. RefSeq names its product cytochrome P450. The transcript has 15 exons. The record is from RefSeq and is a predicted model, not a curated record. The coding region runs from base 150 to 1793 and encodes 547 amino acids. NCBI's taxonomy places the organism in Eukaryota, Fungi, Basidiomycota, Agaricomycetes, Polyporales, Fomitopsidaceae. Gene Ontology annotation, molecular function: oxidoreductase activity, acting on paired donors, with incorporation or reduction of molecular oxygen; heme binding; monooxygenase activity.
GACACUAUUUUGUUUCAAUAGAGGCCACUAUUCAGUGGAACGGAUACCGCAGUUUCUACGUUCGAGAGCUUAAAUACCGUGCGGCCGUCAAUUAUGCGUAGCACUACAUUGCUCGGGUUCCCCGAGGACACUUACCCUCACUCACGACCAUGUUGCACAGGCUCUCACUCGUGAUAUGCGCUCUACUGGGAUGGUCCCUAUGGCAGAUCAUGCUGUACUUGCGUAUGCGCAGAGCGAGCAAGCUUCUGUACAGCUUACCGGGACCACCGUCGGCGUCGUUCUUGAGCGGCAACUUACGGCAAUUCUUCGCCCGGAAUGGUCUAGACUUCCAUACUCAUGUUGCGACGGAUUACGGGUCAGUGGUCAAGCUCAACGGCUUCGUGGGCUAUCCGAUGAUCUACGUCUCCGACCCGAAAGCACUUCACACAAUGUUGAUCAAGGAGGAGCAUAUCUUCCAAGAAGCCGAAGACUCACUUACGGUUAACUCGGCAUUGUUCGGCACCAGCUUGGCCUCGACGCUCGGUGGUCACCACGCAAAGCAACGUAAGCUCAUAAACCCGGCAUUCUCCGUCAACCACAUGCGCGAGAUGCUCCCAUUGUUUUACGAUGUGACUCGCAAGCUCCGUGAUGCAGUUGCCUCACGCAUCACUGGCGAGCUGCAAGAAGUAGACAUGUACAGCUGGCUGAGCCGUACGGCCCUUGAGCUCAUCGGCCAGGGCGGUUUGGGCUACUCAUUCGAUCCUCUCGUCGAAGACUGCCAAGAUGAAUACGGUGAUACCCUGAACCGCUUGACGCCGAACCUCGACAGCCUCCUACUCUUUCGUAAGCUCGUUCCUUGGUCAACAUGGCUUCCAACCUGGAUGCGACGCGGAUUUAUGCAACUGUUCCCCGCCGGCUCUCCACCGCGUAACCUCGUUCACAUCAUCGACACGAUGGACAGGCGGUCCAGGGAGAUCUACACCGAGAAGAAACACGCGUUCGAGAAUGGUGAUGCGGAAGUGGUGAAGCAGGUCGGGAGUGGAAAGGACAUCCUUAGUAUCCUCAUGCGAGCCAACUCAGCGGCCGACGUGAACGACAGGCUUCCGGAAGAGGAGGUCAUCUCGCAGAUGAACUUGUUCAUAGCAGCCGGGCAAAAUACAACAACCAACGCAACAGCGCGCGCCCUACAAAUUCUCGCAGAGAAACCCGCUUAUCAAGCGCGACUGCGCAAGGAGCUAUUGGAAGCACGGGCUGCGGACGGUCUGCUAUACGACGAGUUGAACCACCUCCCGCUGCUUGACAGCAUCAUCCGCGAGACUCUACGACUCUACUCUCCCACAGUGGUUCUCCUCCGCGUAGCGACGGAGGACACUGUGCUGCCUGUUUCGGAGCCGAUCCAGACUGUGGAUGGGAAACAACUGAAUGAGAUACCUGUCCCAAAGGGUACAGAGUUUUUUAUAGGCUCCCUUGGGUGUAACGCGAACAAACGUAUCUGGGGAGAGGACGCCCUCGAGUGGAAGCCCGAACGCUGGCUACCUUCAUUAGCCACCUCUGUCACGGACGCCCGUAUCCCAGGCGCAUACUCGAACCUGAUGACGUUCUUAGCAGGAAAGCGGGCGUGCAUCGGGUUCAAGUUCGCCGAGAUGGGGAUGAAGGUCCUAUUGGCUAUGCUUAUCUCUCAUUUCACCUUCGAGCUGAGCGAACAGCCGGUCGUGUGGAACGUUGCUGCUGUCGUGUACCCUUCAGUGGGGUACACGAGCUUGGACCCCGAACUUCCUAUGAAGGUCAGCCUGUACGACGCAGAAUUGCAAUGAUCGAUAUCCUACGGUACGCAAAGUCGUAAUUGAUGGGCGUGAUUGCCUUUUAGCUGGUGGAUACCUAGUCGGCGAGAUUGCACUUCAAAUGCCCACAGCAACUCCAAGGUUGGUUCUGAUUCGGCUCUUCAUUAGUGAACCUAAUCAGGAU